AUGCUUCUGCUGCUGUUGGCCCUGCUCUGGGGGAGGGAGGGGGCCGAGGGCCAGAGGGGGGCCAGGAGGGGGCCACAGGGGGAUUACUGGCUGCAAGUGCAGGACGCAAAGGGGCAGGAGGGCCUGUGUGUGCGAGUGUCCUGCAGAUGCUUCUAUCCCCGGGAAGGCUGGUCUGAGUCUACCCCAGCUCUCGGCUACUGGUUCCGGAAAGGGGCCGGUGUACAACAGGAUGUUCUAGUGGCCACAAACAACCCAGAUGGAAAAGUGCGGCAGGAGUCCCAGGGCCAAUUCCGCCUCCUCGGAAACCCCCAGGACUACGACUGCUCCCUGGACAUCAGAGAUGUACGGAGAGGGGACUCGGGGACAUACGUCUUUAGGGUGGAGAGAGGGCCUUCUGUGAGAUAUACUUACACACGUGACCAGCUCUCCGUGCGUGUGACAGCCCUGACCCAGACACCUGACAUCCUUAUCUCGGGGACCCUGGAGUCUGGACGCCCCAGUAACCUGACCUGCUCUGUGCCCUGGGCCUGUGAGUAGGGCACGCCCCCCAUCUUCUCCUGGACGUCAGCGGUCCUCGCUUCCCUGGGCCCCAAGACCCACCUCUCCUCUGUGCUCACCCUCACCCCACGGCUGCAGGACCACGGCACCGAGCUCACCUGUCAGGUGACCUUGCCUGGGACCGGAGUGACCACAAUGAGGACCAUUCACCUCAACGUGUCCUAUUCUCCGUGGAACUUGACCGUCGCUGUCUUCCAAGAAAACGGCACAGGUAGGAUAGGGGCUCCUCCUAGGGUGCAGGGAGCAAGGGCAGGGCCGGGUCCCUCUUGUGGGUCCCCCAGAGGCCCUCCCCCUCCCCGGCCCCCAUGGCCCUGUGAGCAGCUGUCCCCUUCGGCCCCUCCCUCCCCCACUUCUGCCCUCCCCCCUGUUAUCAGGAGAGCAAGAACAGGGCGACACUCGCCCGGCAGAACUGCCCCUUAUCAUGCACCUCCGGACGCCCUCACCUUUUAUUUUCCUACCAACCGUUUAUCUGAGUACUUUUGAACAGCUAAUCUACUCACACGGACACGUAUUCAUAACGCACAGCAAAGUCGGCCUCGGAUGUCCAGCUCCCUCCCGGAAAGUGUCUCGUGUCCAGAGGCUGCUCUGAGCCUCAGUGUGUUUGCUAAGGAUCUAAGGGGCCCUUUGCCGUCAGUAGCACAGACGGUCCUCCUUCUGCUCUGUGACUGCGCAGUAUUCCUUCACGUGGGCGGGUUCUGCUUCUGCGUGCGUCUUCCACUAACGGAACAUCAUGGCGUUCGUUUUAUUCUAUUAACGGAAACGCUGCAAUCGGUAAUCUCGUACUCGUACCCACUUUCUCAGGUGUGUGUCUAUGCCUUUGGGAUAAAUUCCUGAAAGGUAAGUAGCUGGGUCACGUGUUCAAUUUUUUUCUUAUUGAGGCAUAACAACUUGACAUAUAACAACUUAUUAGUUUCAGGUGUGUAACGUCACGAUUGGAUAUUUGUAUAUGUUGCAAAAUGAUCGCCUUGGGAAAACUGGGAACAUCAUCGUACAUAGUUACAAUUUUCUUUUUCUUGUUUUGAGGGCUUCAAGAUCUGUUCUCUCG
This is a messenger RNA of Neofelis nebulosa (Clouded leopard), 1603 nucleotides long. RefSeq names its product sialic acid-binding Ig-like lectin 8. Gene Ontology annotation, biological process: cell adhesion. The record is from RefSeq and is a predicted model, not a curated record. The transcript has 3 exons. Gene Ontology annotation, cellular component: plasma membrane. NCBI's taxonomy places the organism in Eukaryota, Metazoa, Chordata, Mammalia, Carnivora, Felidae. Gene Ontology annotation, molecular function: sialic acid binding.